Leptinotarsa decemlineata (Colorado potato beetle) is the source of this 1402-nucleotide messenger RNA. It is a transcript of the gene Nemp, whose product is annotated as Nuclear envelope integral membrane protein. Lineage: Eukaryota; Metazoa; Arthropoda; Insecta; Coleoptera; Chrysomelidae. The record is from RefSeq and is a predicted model, not a curated record. Gene Ontology annotation, cellular component: nuclear envelope.
UAUCCACUAUAACCUUAUUUUUAUGUUUAUUAUUAUUUCUAGUUUUUCAUUCAAAAAUUCAAAAUAAGAUGAUACGCAACUAUUUAUUUAUUUGGAUCGUUCUCACAUUUUCAUUACACUCUAGGGCAGGACAAAAUGCCGAUGGUAAAAUAUAUAAUAUAAUUGCUAUCCGGAUGAAUUUCCAUUAUCUUUCUUUUUCAGUCCAUGAAUUAAUACCCGGAGAAACAUUAAUAAUUCAUAGUAAGUCGUCUGAAUUCCACAUAUUAUGUUAUAAAGGACAACCAAAGAGUAUUAUGAAUAUUUGGCAGAGCGUUGUGUUCAACUUGAAACACGAUGGCGAUGAUUUUUCAGUCUAUGAGGGAUCUAGCCCGGAAGAAGUGGAAAAAGAAUAUUUGAAGAAACAUUCAUUCUGGUCUUUCAACAUUUUUUCUUCGAAUCAUGGAACUAUCAAACUUCAUCCAUUCGUUAACAGUUGUAUUGGAGUUGAAAAUAGUAAGAAUUAUUCGGCCGGCGUUACUCUUAUACUUAUUGAUUUCUGGAAAGUACUUCUGUUGCUGACAGGAGUGUCCAUAUUUGUGACAGCAGAUAAGAUGAGCCGAAAUAAUGUAUUUCAAUAUAUGUGUGGAGUAGCAAUAGGAGUAUGUGCAUCGGUUUUAAUAUUGGUAUAUUUCAUUGGGAAAAUAUUCCCAAGGAAUACCUUCAUGUAUGGAGUUCUUGGAUGUGGUUGGACUAUAGCCGUUUAUGUGUUACAGUUACUGUGGGAAAACUUACAAAGUAUUUUUACGUCCUACAAGUUGUAUCUUGUAUGGUAUAUUGUGGCAACAAGUUUAGUUAGUUUUGCUGUUUGCUACAUAUGGGGACCAGUGAAGAAUCCAAGGACAUUGAAUUUGGUGAGGUGGUCAUUACAGAUAGCAGGUCUGAGUUGUGUAUUUAAUAGUAGCCAGUGUCGCGAGGCAUCUGUGGGCCAAAUAAUAUUGCUACUAAUUGGAUAUAACUUAUCAAGCAGUUGGCUGUUGUUUCCUAAAGUAUAUUGGAGGCGAAAAUUUCCACCAAAGAUCAAGUUGCUUAGCGAUGAAGAGUAUUAUCAACAAGGAGUCAGAGAAACGUCAAAAGCGCUUGACGAGUUGAGGAGCUAUUGCUUGAGUCCAGACUGUAAUCAGUGGAAAACUAUUCAGAAACUGCGUGACAUUAAAAGGUUUGCAGCUUUCGUCGAAGGUAGUUCCCACUUGAGUGAUCAAGAAAUUCUUGAAUAUGAAACAUCAGUUCAAGAAGAUUUGACAGAUGACAACAGCGAUAUGUUUUCUGAAGAAGAAUCGUAGACUUUCCUGAACAUACUCAAUUGUGAAUUUUUAUAUUUUCACCAUUAAAUGAUUGCCCUAAAUUAAAGUGAAUUUCAAACUUA